Molecule: messenger RNA, 4259 nt
Organism: Sinocyclocheilus anshuiensis
Lineage: Eukaryota; Metazoa; Chordata; Actinopteri; Cypriniformes; Cyprinidae
Exons: 13
Coding region: 374-2746 (790 amino acids)
Molecular function (GO): DNA binding; zinc ion binding
Source: RefSeq, a predicted model, not a curated record
UGUUUAGAAAUACAUUAACCAGAAAAAUGACCACAGACUCUGCUGGAAUAAUAAAAAUCUUAUUGCAUCUAUAAUUUGGUGUUUAAUUUAGUUCUUCCCUCUAAUAUCUGCAUUCUCAUUACAGGUAUGAUAUAAUAAUUUAUAACCACUAAAGACAUGGUUGAAACAUUUUGAAACAUUGACAUUUUAUGCAACCCAAGCUCUUCGUAACGUUUUGAGAUGAAAUUUCUACUUCCAACUUCUAUGGACAGCAAAGUAAUUUUUCUUGUUUAAAAAUGUGAGCCAGCGGUUCAACGUCCAGACUCCUCCUGGCAUGACUCAAAACCAUUGGUCUCACUAGUAAUACAGGAGAAUCCACAGAACGGGAUCAGACAUGACGGAUGAGCUGAACAGGGCGUCAGCUGAACCGGAGACGAUGAAACCGGAAGAGACUGUGCCGGUUGGAUCAGAUGUUGUUACUGUCAUUGAGGAUAAUGCAGUGGAGAACAGUGCACCUGGAAAGGUGAUGGUUGAGUCGCCACCUGAUUGGCUGAAGCCAAUGGAGGAGGAUGAAGAUGAUGGUGAAGGUGUCAAGAGCAGUGAAUGGAUCACCAGAAAAACCAAUAAUGACGUUCCUAAAGUAAAACGACGCAGAGGUCGGCCUCCGAUUGCCAGAAAUGCUAGACAUGGACUUACUCGUUUAGAUUUCAAGAAAGGAUUGCAUGCAGAUCGCCCUAAAACUAAGACUGUUCGUACUAUACUGGAAAGAACACGUUCAAGUCUCACAUCAGCUACUGCCAUUCCCGUCCCAGAUCCAACCCGCACGCCUGAGGUUUUACCCCGAACACCCCAGAGCAUCAUUCACAACCCGACGUCGACAUCCCAAAGACCCCGACUCAUCCCAAUCUCACCUACAGGGGACAGCAGCCUCUCCAAGAUCCCCAAUGCUGAGUUUCACAGCCCUCCGCGUCUCACGAGGGUCUCGCCGCUCAGUAUUGACACAUCUGUGACACGGAAUUUCAUUCACUCUCCGGCUGUAAAAGUGGGCAAUGUUUCCCAACAGAUCGUUUCCUCUACUGGACCUGGGAAAGAUGGCACUGAGCCGCCCCUUCGACUCUGGCUUUGUCCCUCUAUGGAGCCCAUUAGUCCUACAAAAUCUCAGGAUACAUUCUCAGAUCAGACUGUAAGUUCACCAAAUUUUACGGAGACUACGCGUAAUGGAACAGCGACCCUAAAGGAAAGUCUUCCGUUUCUCAGUAAAUGUGAAAGCUGUGGCGGCCCAUUUUCUGCUCAGAAGAUCGGAGACACAUUGUGCUACAGAUGCUACAGGACUAAACCAGAGAAGAAGCACUCUCCUCCAAAUAUUGUGUUUAGGAAGGUGGGGCAGGAUCAGUGGGAGGUUGGGAAAACAAAACAUCCAAGAAAACAAAUGCUGAAACAACAUCCCAAAUGCAAGAAAAUGGUAAAAAUGGAUUUUGUCCCUGAUGGUGAUGACGAUGAGGAUGACUGGGCUGCAAAAAAACGCAAUCGCAGGAUGUGCCGACAGUGUGAUGCGUGUCUUCGUGAAGACGACUGUGGCAAAUGCGACUUCUGCAUGGACAAGCCCAAGUUUGGUGGCAGUAACAAGAAAAGGCAGAAAUGUCGCUUACGUCAGUGCAAGUUUCAGUCAAAGCUUCAUGGUCAAAGAGCAAAUGGAAUGCUAAAUCCAUCUCUUCCACGAAGAAGGAAAAAUGUGAAGCCCAAGCUCAAGAGACGCGGGAGACCAAGAAAAAGGAAAUUCGGAAGCAACCCUUGGGAGGAUGAGGACGAAGUGUCUGUAAAGGAUGAUGAUGAAGAAGACUUGAGGCAUUAUAAGAUGAAUGGCAGGAAGGGAGGAAGGAGGAAAUGGAAUUACACUUUUAAGGAAGAUGAAGAAGAUGCGUUCGUUGAGGCCGUGAUUGAUGAUGACGAACCGUCCAUCACAGAGGAGGAUCCUGAUAUUUUGGGCAGUGAGAGGUCAGUGAUGGUGUCUAAUGAGAUGUACUCAAACACCUCUGGACUAAGUGCUCAGGGAUUAUACUACAACGUGUCAGGUGUGCCGGCAGCACCUCAUAUGCUUGGAUCAGUACCUCUGUGUAACAGCAAUCCAGUGCCGAUGGGUGAGGUUAUCAGCUCUCUGCCGAUGGGGGACGAUGUGACUCAGAAUGGUUUUCUUCAGAUUGAGAUGGUGAGAGUGGGUUCACCACCAUCACAUUACACAGAAGAACCUCAGAACACAGAACAGCAUGUGUCAGAAUUUCAACUGGAGCCCACGCCGGUGAUCACUCAGAUCUUCAGUCUGGCGGGAGGAGAGAACGACUGCGACCGAGACCAAGGACUGAUGGAGCUGUUCACUUCCCUAGGCCAGACCGUGCUGCCCGCUCACUGGGUGGGCGUCAUGGCCAAAGGCCCCGUCCUCCAGCUCCUGCAGUGCUCCAAACUCUCCACCAUGGCUGACACGGUGGUCCAGAUCGAGAAGGGCUUCUUCUACCAGGUCAGCGUUCAGAACCAGCCUCUGCUGCUGAUGCACGCCAUCUACUCGCGCCACCCCACCUGCCUCGAGACGGUCGAUGACGUGGUGUCGCUCUUGCUGGACUUGGAGGGGCUGGGAGUGUGUCAGGGCUACCAGAACUUCCACGUGGGUUCGCCGUGGGAGCCCAGAAUGAGCGUGCGAGCGGCUCUGUGCGAUUUGCUCAUUCCCAAGGACGAGGACCAGUGUCCGAAAUGCGCACAGCCUGUGGAGGGUUGAACGGAGAAUUUACACGGAGAAAGUUUUUGAACAUCUGUAAGUAGUUCGAGAGACUCUUCCACCAGUUCUUAUAGUGCAGUCAGAGCUGUUUCUGACCUCAUGAUGAAUCAACAUCUAAAAUGGUGCUUCUUUUUUUUUGUUUUCUUUUUAGAAGUUAGUGACACAACCUUCGAAAAAGGACUCGCGAAACACUUGAGUUUUUCCAAAAUCCCUUCUUUCCAUUGCUCUCCAGUUGGGAUUAGGACAUAAAUACAUUCAGUUCUCAUUUAAACUACCUCUCAAUCAUUUUAUGGACCAAUUUAAACCUUAAACCAACCAGGUGCCCUUAUUGUAGUUUAUUGUAAGGUUACUGUAGUACGAUGAAAUGCAUAGAAGCUUGUUUCCGCCAUGGGAUAAAAAAAUUAAAAAGGUAAUUGCAACUUUUUGUUGUGCAUAUAUCAUAAUUCAGAUGAUUUUUCUUGUAAUUGCAAGAUAUAAAAGCAGAAUUGCAAGAUAUAAACUCAAAAUUCUGAGAAGUCCGAAUUGUGGAAUAUAAACUCGCUAUUGCAAGAAAAUAGAAUUAAACAUUUUUUAUUUUGUGGUGGAAACAAUAAAACAGAAUUGCAAGGAAGAACAUUAGAAUUCUGAGUUAGUCUCUCAAUUCUGAUGGGAAAAAAAGGCUGAAUUGUGAGAUAAAGUCACAGUUACGUAUUAAUUUUUUUGUUGUGUGGCAAGAACGGGCUUCCUGUUUCUGUGUUCUGAACUGCCUUUGUUGUGCUAAAUUUGGGGUUGUACGUUCAAACUUAAAGUAGUUUGAAGUCAAUUUUAAACCAAAAUCAUUCAACCUUUAAAAAUCGUCUGUUUUUUAUUUAUUUAUAUAUACUGUAUUUAAUUUUUACCCCAAAGCAAGCACACUAUCUUUCAUAAUGUGUGGUUUUACGUCUUUUUUUUUUUUCCAGGAUUCUCAUCACGUGAGUAUUUUUAUGCAACGGAAGAUGCACUCUGGUCUUUUUUUGUCCUGUUGGUAAUCACACCUGCUUUCAUGUGACUGAAUUGUGUUACGCAUGAUAAAGUGCAACUAAUGGCACAGCAAUCCGCAGUGCAUCUGUGUGCAUUUUUGCUGUUGUGUGUAUUAUUCCCAGCUUACAGUAGACAUCCGACCAGAGGACAUUUCACUGAUCGGCCUUUAUACGGUUUACCUAUAUUGUAAUUCUGCCUAGGAGAUGAAUCAAUGCAGUUAACAUUUGACUAGUUUUUAUUUCAGUGCACAGUUUUGUUUUUCAUUCCUGAAUGAUUUGAAUUAAAAUGUUUAAAGCUGAUUUUUUUUUUACCUCUACCCCUGGAGAUCUGUACAAAAUAAGCUGUAAAAUAUACAUAGUCUGAAAUUAUUUAUAAAUAGAGGAUGCAAGCUAGAGGUGUUUCUGAGGGCAUCUCUGUAUUGUAAAUCCUAUCUUGUUCUUUUGGUCUGUUUAACCACGAGUUCAGUUUUUGAAACGCUGUAAAGUAGGAUUUUUAUGAAGGGUGCGUAAAAUAA